CCCAUCUCCAAGGAAAGUUGUUGUUGAGAUUGCAUAUCACCUCUCAACAAGCUUACAAACUCACUCCGCCCAUCAGUCGUCGGACGGACUUUCUGCUCGCCCACUAUGCGCAUCCUCGCGCAGGUCGAUCAUGACCGCCGGACGGCGCUCCAUACCCGUCUGCGGGCAAGUAACACCGCCGCUUCUCCCGCCCUCGCGCGUCUGCGGGACAGCGCAGACGACGAAGAAGUUCCGCUGCAUGUAUGGGCGCUGGGUGGCGAGGAAAGCGACACAGCCCCGGAUAUGCGCAACCUCCAGCUUGCCGAGACUGCGGCGCACGCUCCGUCCAAAGGUGGUCUCAUCGACCCCACUCAGGCGCCCCCCAAGCCUCCGGCCGCCCCAACCUCUAACCCCACGACCGUGCCAGAACUUCUCGGCCAGCAUGCGCCCGGCGCUGCUGCCCAGCCCACGCUGCCGCCUCUCGCUGGGGCUGACGACCUCCUCGGCGGGCUAGUGGGGCACACCUGGGCUCGAUGGCUACAUAUCACCUACCUCUUUGUUUUGCCGGCUGAGCGGGGUGCCGGCUUAGGACGAACUUUGCUCCAGCACGCGGAGCGACUUGCGCGCGACCGGGGCUGCGUAGCCGCCAUUGUACAGACGUGGGAUUUCCAGGCUCCCGAAUUCUACAUCGCCAACGGAUAUGAGGUUGCGGGCAAGGUGGAGGGAUAUCCGCCAGGUAUCACAGACUUCACGCUCGUCAAGCGUUUCAACGAUGGUGAAAAGGCGACUGUCCGCCUGGGCGUCACUGAUGUGUAAUGAAUAGAUUGAUCUCCACCCUCUGUAGCCAAGUACAACAUCACCGAAUCAUGCAGCGCAACAAUUGCAUCGUUUCACAUCGUAAGAGCGUUAACACUACCUAAC
Molecule: messenger RNA, 900 nt
Organism: Cutaneotrichosporon oleaginosum
Lineage: Eukaryota; Fungi; Basidiomycota; Tremellomycetes; Trichosporonales; Trichosporonaceae
Molecular function (GO): acyltransferase activity, transferring groups other than amino-acyl groups
Source: RefSeq, a predicted model, not a curated record